Paramuricea clavata is the source of this 4030-nucleotide messenger RNA. The record is from the annotation of a GenBank genome assembly. Lineage: Eukaryota; Metazoa; Cnidaria; Anthozoa; Malacalcyonacea; Plexauridae.
AUGGGGAAGAAGUGUUCGAGUAAAGAGAUUAGAUCGUUAGCGAUGGAGGGAUGGGUGAGGGUGGGAAUAUCAUUUUGUGACGUGUGGUUUAAGGCGACCACCGUCCCACCCCAUUUUCGACUGUCCUUGCUGGUCUUUCGCUGCGGAUCCUACCUCCAUGUUUCGCAUGAAACAAUGGAUCUUCCUUUUCCCCAAUACUUAAUCAGUGAUCCGUGGAAGAAUGGUCAGUUUGGAUAUUUUACUAUUAAGCCUGGAGAAAUGCAUCGCUUUGAGCCGAAAGCGGUGCAUUUUUCCGCGCGUAAUAUUAAAAUACUCAAAAUUUUCUCAUUUCACAGGGUUAUAUUUGGCAAUUUUACUGAUUUUAGGAUGCUCUUUCGAGCUAUAAUGAUAGAUUUCGUCGUCCUUGUCUACAUGCAUAAAAAAUUAAGUCUAUAUAGCUGGAAUCCUCUGUAUAACUACACUUCAAUUUAACCGUAAACUUUAUCCAAAACUAGCCUUAAUCGUUAAUCGCUUAAUCCUUAAAACUAAUCCUUAAUCACAAAUUCAAAGUCCCCAUCCGAACGCAUGCGCAAUCACACAAAUUCAAUAUGUUUACCUCAUCAAUGAAUUAAUUAUCGUUUUUGUCGAAUUAAAAUGGCGUGAAACUCUUGCGCGUCGUUUCGACUGCGAUCAUGCUAAUUAACAUAUUUUACGUCUUGCUUCUUGUGCGAAUAUUUCCAAGCACGUUGGGCGAUCUCAGAAUACAGGUUCGUUCAUUUUAUGUAUAAAGUUAUACGCGUGUACACGCGUAAAAAUAUCACAUCUUGUAGCAAGUCUAGAGCUAACAAACCGUCAACAAGUUGUGUUCGCACUGCUUGUCCCAAGUUGUCAACAAGAUUGAAACAAGCUUGUAGCAACAUUGUUGAUAUUAUCAGACUUGUUGCAAGGUUGUUGCAACACGUCCGAUACAGUCGUGCUGUAACAAUAUUGUUACAACCUUGUGUUAUCAACCUUGCAACAUUCUUGUUAUAUCAUAACUGUAUCAAACUUGUUAGAACAACCUUGUAACAAGUCUGACAAUGCCAUCAAGCUUGCUACAAGUUGUUAACAGCUUGUUCCAAACUUGUUACAACAACUGGGAACAAGCAGUGCGAACACAACUUGUCGACAGCUUGUGAACAGAUUUGUAACAAAUCGUUUGCAGACCUGUAACAACUUGUGCGUUUUUACGUGUACAACUUGUAACAAGCUUGGUGGCAUUCUCAGACUUGUUACAAGGUUGUUCUAACACGUUUGAUACAGUCAUGAUAUAACAAGAAUGUUACAAGGUUGACGACAGAAGGUUGUGGCAAUAUUGUUAUAUCAUGACUGUAUCAGACUCGUUAGAACAACCUUGCCACAAGUCUGAUAAUGCCAUCCGUGAAGCUUGUUACAAGUUGUUAACAACCAGUUUGUUCCAGAUUUGUUACAACAACUUGGAACAAACAGUGCGAAAACAACUUUUUGACAGCUUGUCAGCAGACUCGCUACAAGAUGUGAGAUUUUUGCGCUUGUACUCAAUAUUUAUAUAAAUGAAUUUAGAAAGAUUUAUAACUUUUCCGUGCAUUACAUAGCGACGUGCGUUUGAAAGUGCGAGUAAUAUACUAACGCAUUAUACUUGGUGAAAAAUUGUAGAAUUUUCAACGGCAUGUUAGUCAAGCUGAACAAGAAGAGUUUAGCGACAACAUUCUCAGACUGCGCAUAUCAUAUAUUUACGAAAUCAACAAGGAUACAAAACUAACUUCGUCGGAUGUCAGGAAGAAAGUUGAGUCCGCAAUUGAGGAAGUCUCAGGGGCGAUGAAGGCUGAGCAAUAUAUGUCAAAUGAUCACACUAUCCUAAUUUAUAUUGAAAGUAUACGCCCAUUUCACAACUCAGGAAAACCUUUGGCACACUACAAUGCAGCGGAAUUGUCCAGGUUUUUAAACAACGAUGCUCACUUUGGUAAGCUUUCAAAAAGAACCGACAACACUCAGGUAAACGACAAGGGCAAUACUAACACAAAGGAGGGAUAUACAAAGAAGAAAAAAUUACAGUUGAUGCUCGCGUCAUAUUUCCCAGCCAGUGCCGUGGCUGAAAUUUCAUAGCAAAAGCAUAUAGGGAAAACACCGUUCAAAAGGUAAAAAUCGCUUUAAAAAAAAUGAGAUACCCAUGGAAAUUUUGUUCAAUAAAUUAUUGUAGAAUAACGGUAAGCGAUCACUUUUAUUGAUUUCUUUUUAUUAAAAGUGUUAACAUAACAAUUUAUUUAGCAAAAGUUUCGUGAAAUGAACUGGCUAUCGUCUAGACGACUUAUCCGUCUUCUAAUGUGGAAACGGCUAAUAUAUCAGUAUAAAAAGUGCGUGACAUAAUUUGCCGCGAGUUUCUUCUCUGUAUAUCUCUCCUCUGUGAUACUAAUGCGUACUUUAGCAGCGCGAGUACGAGAUUUGUCAAUCGGGUGGAUCAAAAUUAAUUCAGUCCUUGGAUUGGUUGUAGUGAUUUAUUCGUACGAGAUGUCAUUUCAAACUGUCCUCCAAUAGACCUUUCCCCUUAUAACCAAAAUUUUGAUCUUUGCAAGUCUAGACAAAUAUUUCAUCACAGCUUGAAAGAGCAUCACAAAAUUAGUAAUAUUCCAAAGUUUCGUUGCGAAAUGUUGUAAAAUGAGGAAAAUAGAGCCUUGCAAAGUUUGCAAUUUUCAGUCAUUUUGCAUUACAAAUGGCAAAUUGCAGCCCCAACACCCGAAUCGGAUGUCAACUUCCCGUUUGUAAUACAAAAUGACUGAAAAACGGCAAACUUCGCAAGGCUAUAUUAUCCGCAUUUUACAAGAUUUUGCAACAAAACUUUGGAAAUUGAAUAUUACUAAUUUUGUGAUGCUCUUUCAAGCUGUGAUGAAAUUUUUGUCUAGAUCCAAAUUUUAGUUAUAAGGGGAAAGGUCCAUUCAGACUGGACUAGAUUUUGAGUCUUUGCAUUUUGAUCCAAAUUGCAUGUACGGACUUGAAAUCUAGCUAGUCCAGUCCUCAUAGUCGGAUUUGAAAUAUUACAUGAAAUUGUAAAUCAAUCAGAGUCAAUAUCUUGAUCAUUUUCCGAUUUGUCAGGAGGCAAAUGGCGUCUCCAAAGAAAGUACAUGUGCAGACAACAUGAAACUUUAGACUGCAGAAAAUUGCACAAGCAGUUAUCAAACUCAUGUCACAGAAGUGGUAAAGGACAUGUGUGACAACUGAAUGGUAUCCUUUUGUAACGUUUAUGCAGGGCCAGGGGUUGGUAUUUAUUUUUAAGUACUAGAUAAAACAUGAGCAGCCGAUCUUUAUCUGAUAUACAAACUUGAACCGAAGGCGAGAUGCGUGCUUAAAAAACGACCCAUCUUAUGAGUUCGUUGGCAAAGAAAUUUUAAAAAUAAACAUUGUCUAAGUCGAGAAAAUCAAAGCUGAAGUUUAUGUAAAUCAGGACAAAUCUUUAUCCGAUUUACAAACAUCGAUUAAACAUUCAUUUCUUUUGUAUUUUCCUCAUGAAUUAGUAAUGAGUUUUUUAAUUGAUAUUAAAGGUUGGCUAGAUUUUAUUUUUACUUUUUAAUGGUUGGCUGUUAACAACUUUUAACAACCUUGUUGAUAUUAUCAGACUUGUUGCAAGGUCGUUCCAAUAAGUCCGAUACAGUCAUGAUAUAACAAUAUUGUUACAACCUUGUAUCAUCAACCUUGUAACAUUCUUGUUAUAUCAUGACUGUAUCAGACUUGUUAGAACAACCUUGUAACAAGUCUGAUAUCAAGUUUGUUACAAGUUGUCAACAGCUUGUUCCAAACUUGUUACAACGCAUGGGAACAACCAGUGCGAACACAACUUAUCGACAGCUUGUGCACAGAUUUGUAGCAACUUGUUUGCAGACCUGUAACAACUUGUGACUGAAGCAACAUCCUAAAUACAUGCGUCCUGUGUUUUUUAUAGAUCAUCGCACUUGGAGAUCAUUUCGAGACUGAAUAUCCUGAAGAAGACAUAGGAUGGGCCUUUGAUUCUCACGACACCCUACAAUUGCCAGAUGAAGAU